UUUGUACAAGGGGUGAAAAGAAAAUUUCGUCGGAUUACAAAAGCAUUCUCAGAAGACGACUCCUCAGGCGAAGACCAUCAGCCAAUAGCUAAGCGUCUUCGAGCAUCUAAUGCAAGCAAGUCGCUUAAGACUUCAGAUUCUGGUAAAUCCCCGAGUAGCUCACAGUCGUCAUCUAAAGCUUCACCCAGAAUAAGAAAGCGUAUUCCAUUGAAGGAGUUGAACGUAUCUACUGAGUGUAAUACGUUAAGAGAACUAGAAAAUUCGAAUGAGUCUUUCAAUGAAGAUUUUGCUCACCCUGUCUUUCUGAGAAUGCUGUAUAAAGAAGAACUAGAAAUUUUUACAUGU
Messenger RNA from Trichobilharzia szidati, 345 nucleotides. The record is from the annotation of a GenBank genome assembly. NCBI's taxonomy places the organism in Eukaryota, Metazoa, Platyhelminthes, Trematoda, Strigeidida, Schistosomatidae.